Molecule: messenger RNA, 576 nt
Organism: Pelobates cultripes (western spadefoot toad)
Lineage: Eukaryota; Metazoa; Chordata; Amphibia; Anura; Pelobatidae
Source: the annotation of a GenBank genome assembly
AUGGCGCCCGCGGCACAAACGCGAGGCAGCCAGCCGACGAGCCCGACGGCAUCAGACGAGCCCACAGAGGAACAAGAUAUUCGGUCCUUGUUGACCCAACUACCCUCCAAGACCGACCUGGCAGCUUUAUUCCAGAAACUGGAGGAUAGCUUCAGUGAGAAACUUCAGGCUGUUACUGCAGACGUGCAGCUGCUAGGGGAUAGAGUCCAGGCUCUGGAAGAAGAGGCAGAAACUACUGAGAAACAAUGGGCUGAGUCCUAUACUACCCAGGAGACACACGCAGAGGCAAUCAGGUACCUGCAGAGACAGCUAGAAGAUGUAGAUAACCGGGGACGCAGAAAUAAUCUGAGGGUGAGAGGUGUCCCUGAGAGUGCAGAAGGUGUCCCAGAAAACCCUGUGCAGGUCCUGACCGCCCUCUUCAACCGCAUUUUAACCAGACCACUGGACACAGCCAUCUUAUUUGAUAGAGCCCACAGAGCGGCCAGACCUAGGAACUUGCCUCCAGAUAAACCACGGGACAUUAUUUGUCGCAUACAUAACUUCCCCCUAAAGGAAGAAAUCUUCCACAAAGCAUGA